This is a messenger RNA of Trifolium pratense (red clover), 963 nucleotides long. Its product is annotated as ribosomal RNA small subunit methyltransferase nep-1-like. Bases 1 to 882 code for a protein of 293 amino acids. The transcript is spliced from 8 exons. Gene Ontology annotation, biological process: rRNA base methylation. Gene Ontology annotation, molecular function: rRNA binding; rRNA (pseudouridine) methyltransferase activity. Gene Ontology annotation, cellular component: nucleolus; small-subunit processome. The record is from RefSeq and is a predicted model, not a curated record. Lineage: Eukaryota; Viridiplantae; Streptophyta; Magnoliopsida; Fabales; Fabaceae.
AUGUACAAUUGCAACGGUUUCAACCGUUGCAAACUAAAAAACAACACCGUUUAUUACCGCCGCAAAGAAGAAGUGAGCCAACACAGUGUAAAAGGGAAGAAGAGGAAGAACAAGUACGUUGUUGAAAAGUACCACCGUCAAGAAAAAGAAGAUGAAAAACAAGUUCAACCGAAGAAACAAAAAAUAACAGAGGAAAACAACAAUAACGAACUUGUUGGUAUCCCAAUUGCUCCUCCAACUGAAAACAACAGCGAGAAACCAAGUGUUAUAUUUAUUCUCGAAAAAGCUUCUUUGGAAGUUGCUAAAGUCGGCAAGACUUACCAGCUUUUGAACUCGGAUGACCAUGCUGAUUUCCUCCACAACCAUAACAAGAAUCCUAAUGAUUACAGACCUGACAUUUGUCAUCAGGCACUUCUACAUAUUUUAGAUAGCCCACUGAAUCAAGCUGGGAGGUUGAAAAUGGUAUACAUAAGGACUGAAAAAGGCCUUCUCAUAGAGGUUAAACCCUAUGAACGUGCUCCGAGAACAUUCAAACGGUUCGCUGGUGUCAUGUUGGAGCUGCUUCAGAAAUCGAGUAUAUCUCCUGCUGGCAAGCAACUUCUCCGCACAAUAAAAUACCCCGUAACCCAAUAUUUGCCUAUCAACUCGCGGAUAGUAGGUUUAUCUUUUAGUUCAAAGAAGCUGGUAAAUAUGAAAGACUAUUUGUCAACAAUUCCAACCAAUCUGGACCUUGUCUUUGUGAUUGGAGCAAUGGAACAUGGGAAGAUUGAGACAGAUUACACAGAUGAUUAUAUAGCUGUUUCUAGGUACCCUUUAAGUGAUGCUGCUUCCUGUAUUGCAAGGAUUUGUAACUCCAUUGAGGGAAAGUGGAACAUAUUGUGAUUUAGCUUCUUCUGUUUAUGCUGGAUGGACAAUAUAUUCUUUUGAAGAGCAUAUUUACUUUAUGUAAUAUUUAGGGAUAUG